CUUCACCAUGCAAGGUGUUCUCGGCUUGUGGAGAGGCUUCUCACCAAUGCCAAAGAACAGUGCCAGGCGCAAUGCUCCGGGCCCUGCUGCUGCAGGGAAGAACGUUGAGGCGGCAUUCACAGCUGCAGUGACGGAGUUGAACACCAAAGCUGGCCGAACAGCAUCGACCAUAACUGCAACUACACAGCAGCCUCAACAAAGGCAACUAGCGCUGGCGACGAUUGGUUGGGAUCUGAGUGAUCAGCAACUGGAGCAACAGCUACAGGGGUUCGAGAAUACGGGCGAGCACCCCAAGGCUGCAGCAUGGGCAAUGUAUUUUGGCAAGAUCGAUAGGACUAUCAAAGUCCUUUCCAAAGGCGACCAAAAGCUGAAGCUUAUGUCCACUGCUGUCGCUGGAUAUAUGCAAUCUCCUGGAAAUACUGGUUCCUCUGCGUGGAGAGACCUGUGCCAGAGUUUGAGUCAAGAGCUUGACGAUGCCUAUCUUCGAGCCAUCUUUGCUUAUAUCUGUACUGGAGAUUGGAGUUUAGUUUUGAGGGAAGAAGGUCUCCCCUUACGAGACCGCGUGGGAAUUGCGCUCCGCUUCUUGGAUGAUCGUAGGUUGGAUCAUUAUCUGGAUGAUGUAACGCAGGACCUCAUCAAAGUAGGGGACCUAAGCGGGCUUUGCUUGACAGGUCUGACUGCGUCUUGCCUCGAUCUUUUACAGGCGUACGUGGACAAGACCGGUGAUGUGCAGACUGCCGCAAUGAUUGUGUCUUAUGGUUCUCCGCGGUUCUUUGAAGACAAACGUGCGUCCAUCUGGAUACAAACAUACCGGUACCUACUAAACGAAUGGAGAGAAUGGCAUGCACGAGCAAAGUUCGACAUCGCCCACGGCGAGCUGUCCCGCAAUAGCUCCGGGUCGAUGACGCUCAAGAAUGGGCAGCGACAGGUUUACGUUCGCUGUCAAUACUGCCAACAAAGUGUCGCGCAUAAUCUUGUCAUCCCAGGAGCGAGAGGUGCCGAUGGACGACGAAUCACGGUAAAUCAAACGGCAAUGGCUGGUGCGAGUGCGGCAUCACAACAGAAGACAUUCUGCCCUUCGUGUCGGAAACCUCUGCCUCGAUGUGCUGUAUGCCUCUUGGCUUUAGGAACACCAGCAGACGUCAGCAAGGGAUCACAUUCGGCGUCGCGGAAUGAGGUUGCGUUUGACGAAUGGUUCACGUUUUGCCUCACUUGCAAUCAUGGCACUCAUGCAAUUCAUAGUAAGCAGUGGUUCGCGACGCAUAAUGUGUGUCCUGUACCUGAUUGCAACUGUGAAUGUUCUUCGUUAUGAGUGUGCUCCUUGGGGAGGGUAUGACGCUGGUCAUUUUUGAUAUCCAUUGGAGCUUUUCCGUAGCUGAUGCAAUGAAGGACACACCCAUCCUGUCUACACUCUAUCCAAUACCAUUAAGGCUUACAC
This is a messenger RNA of Saitoella complicata NRRL Y-17804, 1438 nucleotides long. RefSeq lists its product as uncharacterized. Gene Ontology annotation, biological process: positive regulation of TORC1 signaling. The transcript has 3 exons. Gene Ontology annotation, cellular component: cytoplasm. The record is from RefSeq and is a predicted model, not a curated record. The coding region runs from base 8 to 1312 and encodes 434 amino acids. NCBI's taxonomy places the organism in Eukaryota, Fungi, Ascomycota, Saitoellomycetes, Saitoellales, Saitoellaceae.